AUGGAUGAAGAAAAAAUUAGAAAAUUAGCACAAGAGAAUGAAAAUAAAGGUAUUGUUUAUUUAGCAAGUAUUCCACCAAGAAUGAAACCAGCCAAAUUAAAACAACUUUUAGUAAAGCAUGGAAAAGUAAAUAGAAUGUAUUUAGUUCGUGCCAAUGUAGAUAGAAAGAAUCACAGAAAUGAUAUGUUUAAAGAGGGUUGGGUCGAAUUUAAUGAUAAAAAAACAGCACGUAAAACAGCAACUAUUUUAAACAAUCAAGCAAUGGGUGGAAAAUCAAGAGAUAUUCAUAAAGAUUGUCUUUGGAAUUUAAGAUAUUUACCAAAAUUCAAAUGGCAUCAUUUACAAGAUAAAUUAAUUUCACAAAGAAUGGAACGUGAUAAGAAACUUAAAUUGGAAAUCUCUCAAGUUCGUAAACAAAACAUGGCUCUCCUCGAACAAGUCGAAAAAUCAAAACAUAUCAAACAAAAACUCGCAUCCAAAAAUAAAGCUCCAAAAGAAAAAGUGGUUCGUACAUUUAAACAAAGAGAAAUUCAUGAAGAUAAAGCCGCUAAUCUUUCUUCAAAUGUUUUAAAUAAAAUGGUAACAAAUAAAAAACAAAAAAUAAAUAAUUAA
Dictyostelium purpureum is the source of this 612-nucleotide messenger RNA. RefSeq lists its product as uncharacterized. The record is from RefSeq and is a predicted model, not a curated record. The coding region runs from base 1 to 612 and encodes 203 amino acids. Gene Ontology annotation, biological process: small-subunit processome assembly; endonucleolytic cleavage to generate mature 5'-end of SSU-rRNA from (SSU-rRNA, 5.8S rRNA, LSU-rRNA); endonucleolytic cleavage in ITS1 to separate SSU-rRNA from 5.8S rRNA and LSU-rRNA from tricistronic rRNA transcript (SSU-rRNA, 5.8S rRNA, LSU-rRNA). Lineage: Eukaryota; Evosea; Eumycetozoa; Dictyosteliales; Dictyosteliaceae. The transcript has a single exon. Gene Ontology annotation, cellular component: nucleolus. Gene Ontology annotation, molecular function: RNA binding.